Molecule: messenger RNA, 4655 nt
Organism: Pollicipes pollicipes
Lineage: Eukaryota; Metazoa; Arthropoda; Thecostraca; Pollicipedomorpha; Pollicipedidae
Gene: Utx
Product: Utx histone demethylase
Exons: 19
Coding region: 302-3943 (1213 amino acids)
Biological process (GO): regulation of gene expression
Cellular component (GO): MLL3/4 complex
Molecular function (GO): histone H3K27me2/H3K27me3 demethylase activity; protein binding; chromatin DNA binding
Source: RefSeq, a predicted model, not a curated record
AGAUUGUGAUGCUGGGGGUUUAGUCUUUGUUGCCAUUGUCAUAUUGUUUUUGUAUUGGUCAGUAUCCUGAUUGUUGGGAUGUUUUUCCCAUUGUUUGCCAAAAAAUUGUUUCUUUUUCAAGUCCUCCUAGAUCUACACAUUGUUUUGUAUUGAGCAGGAAUACCACAACUUGCAUGCUGUCUACAUGCUUGCCAACAUAAUUUUCCACUUAUUUCAGGCCUUCUUAACCAAACAUUGAAGACCUGUGCUUUCCACACCAACUGCUUUGGACUGCUGUAUAUGCAGCUGGGUGCAAGCCACCAUGGCAGAUAGUGGAGAUGAUGCUUCUCUUACUGCCUUGGAGCUCCAGGCACUUUCUGAACUGGACAGUCAGCAGUUCGGUUUCCUGAAAUUGAAUGAAGCUGAGAACUCGGCCAAGAAGUUGGUCGUCCAAAAGGCGAUCCGGAACCUGGAGCAGGUGCUGAUCCAGGCGCAGAAGCAGCGCGAGAAGAACCGCGAGGAGGACGAGGAGACGCCGCGCCAGAUCCACGUCGAUCCGCGCACCUACUGCAAGCUCGGCCACUUCCGGCUUCUGCUCGAGGACUAUGACAAGGCGCUGUCCGCCUACCAGAAAUACAAGAAGCUGAAUCCAAACCACUGGAAGGAUGCUCCGUUUCUUUAUGGCUACGGUCUUGUCUUGUACCAUUUCAACGCCUACAAAUGGGCUUUGCCGACUUUGCAACACGUGCUGUACGCCGACCCGGGCUUCGUCCACGCCAACGAGGUGCACCUGCGAAUCGGACUGAUCCACAAGGUGUGCGGCGAGUUCAAGGCGGCUUACAAACGCUUCCAGCUGGUGCUCAACGACUCCAACGAGUGCACGCUCUCCCGACACGAGAUCCUGUUCCACAUCGCGCACCUGUACGAGGUGGUCGGCCGGCCGCGCGCCGCCCGCCAGCGCUACGAGGCGCUGCUCGAGGAGGCCGGCCUCGCGCCGACGCUCAAGGACCACGUGUACCGCCAGCUUGGCUGGCUCUUCCACAGCGUCGAGGCGUUCGGCGAGAAGGCGCGUCGCGAGGCGCAGGCCGUCCAGUACCUGCAGCGGGCGCUGGAGUUCGCGCCCAAGUCAUCGCGCACGCUCUACCUGCUGGGCCGCUGCUACUCGAGCAUCGGCAAGGUGCACGAGGCGUUCCAGGCGUACAAGCAGUCGGUGGUCUGCAGCGAGGCCAACGCCGACACGUGGUGUUCCAUCGGGGUGCUGUACCAGCAGCACAGCCAGUAUAUGGACGCUCAGCAGGCGUACAUCUCGGCCGUGCAGCUGGACAAGACGCACCAGGCGGCCUGGACCAACCUGGGCCUGCUCUACGAGUCGGUGUCGCACCCGAAGGACGCGCUCGCGUGCUUCAUCAACGCCUCGGAGGACGACCCCAAGCUGCAGCCGCGCAUCAAGUUCCUCCAGCAGCAGCUGGCCAACGCGCCGCAGCCGGCCGUUAGCAGCAGGCCGUGCCGACUGCCGCCAAUAGAAGAGGCAUGGAAUAAGAACACCACCACCGAGAUGAGUCGAGAAACGCAGAAGCUGCAGCCCAGCCAGCAGGCUAAGAUGGCGCAACAGCGCGGGUUCUCGGCGCCGACCGUAUCACCGCCGCCGUACCCGGGCGGCCAAGCCGGUGGUGCCGCCAAACGGUUCAAGCCGGGCGAGCCGCUGGAGCCGGCCGCGAGCCCGGCCAUGGUGCAGCAGCGCCGCACGCCGCCGCCCUUCUACCUCAACCACCAGCAGCUGCAGCUGCUGCAGUACCUGCAGAGCCAGAGCCAACUCAGUCCGCAGCAGCAGAGCCAGCUGCACCAGCUGCAGCACCAGUACAGAUUGAUGCAGCAGCACCAGCAGCAGAUGCGUCUGCAGCAGCAGCAGCAGCAGCAACAGCAGCACUCGCCACGCUUCCCGCAGCCUCCGGGGCAGUCGCCGGUCCCCUACAGCCCGCAGCAGCCACAGACAGCGGCGGCGCCCCCGCCGCCUCCGCCGCCUCCGCCACCGCCGCCGCAGCAGCAGCAGCAGCCGGCCGGCUUCGUCAGCUUCGCCGGCAACGGCAGCGCCAUCGCCGGCAAGGACGUGGGCAACAUGAGCGAGCGCGAGCUGGCGCAGCUGCUGACGCAGAAGGACCUGGCCGCCAGCCUGGCCGAGGACCUGAUCAAGCAGUUCGCGCAGACCGGCGAUCUUGGCCUGGAGGCGCUCGCUGCUGCCGGCGACACCAAGCCGCUGCUGGACGGCCUGGAGUCAGCGCCGGAGCAGAAGCCGGCAACGGACGCGGCGGCGGCGGCGGCGGCCGUCGCCGAGGACGGCGAGCCGGCGCGCGCCAAGCCCCGGCAGUCGGCGCUCACACGCGCCGACCUCAAGGUGCGCGUGGAGCCGGCGCGCGCGCAGCCGGCCUUCCACAUCGAGAUGACGGCGGCGGACGUGAGCGAGGCGUGCGCCGGCCUGGGUGCGGCCGGCGUGGGUAACCUGAGCAUCAUGGAGGACGACGCGCCGCCGCCGACCGCCGCCACCGCGCCGCGCACCGUCCUGCGUCGCGACCAGCUGGUGCAGCAGACGCCGUCCGUGUUCGUCGAGAACAAGAAGGAGGCGUUCAGCCCGCAGAUGCAGGAGUUCUGCCUCAAGAACCCGAUCGCCGUGAUACGCGGCAUGGCGGCUGCACUGAAGCUCGACCUGGGCCUGUUCUCGACGAAGACCCUGGUGGAGGCGCACCCGGACCACGCCGUCGAGAUCCGGACACAGGUGUCCCAGUCGUCCGACGAGAACUGGGACCCGACGUUCACGCGCAAGGUCUGGGGCUGCAUGUCGUCGCGCAGCCACAUGACCACGGCCAAGUACGCCCAGUACCAGGCGGCCACGUUCACCGACAGUCUGCGGGAGGAGCAGGAGAACAAGACGACCACGCACCGCGACUCGGAUUCGGACUCACGCGACUCCUUCAGCAAGUACCAGCGACUCGGCAAGAAGCGCGGCCACAAGACCAUCAAGUUCGGCACCAACGUCGACCUCAGCGACGAGAAGAAGUGGCGGCCGCAGCUGCUGGAGCUGAUGAAGCUGCCCGCCUUCUGCCGGGUCGUGUCGGCGGGCAACAUGCUCAGCCACGUGGGCCAUCCGAUCCUGGGCAUGAACACCGUGCAGCUGUAUAUGAAGGUACCCGGCAGCAGAACGCCUGGCCACCAGGAGAACAACAACUUCUGCUCCAUCAACAUCAACAUCGGGCCCGGCGACUGCGAGUGGUUCGGCGUACCCGACGCCUACUGGGGUGUCAUCAACUCCCUCUGCGAAAAGAACAGCAUCUCAUACCUGCACGGCUCGUGGUGGCCGGACAUGGACGAGCUGCUGGACCACGGCGUGCCCGUGUACCGGUUCAUGCAGCGGCCCGGCGACCUGGUCUGGGUCAACACGGGCUGCGUGCACUGGGUGCAGGCGGCCGGCUGGUGCAACAACAUCGCCUGGAACGUGGGGCCGCUGACGGCACGCCAGCACCGGCUGGCCGUCGAGCGCUACGAGUGGAACAAGCUGCAGCGCUUCAAGAGCAUCGUGCCCGUGCAGCAUCUCAGCUGGAACCUGGCCCGCAACAUCCGCGUCUCCGACCCCAAACUGCACCGCAGCAUCAGGACGGUGCUGCUUAAGGGCCUGAAGCAGGUGAUCAUGAUGAUCGAGUUCGCCAAGUCGUGCGGCGUCGACAUCCGCUUCCACGGCCGGGGGAAGAACGAGAGCACGCACUACUGCGGCGUGUGCGAGCUGGAGGUGUUCAACCUGCUGUUCAUCAAGGAGCACGAAAAGCGCCACGUGGUGCACUGCGUGGACUGCGCGCGCCGGCACUCACCGCGCCUUGCUGGCUUCAUCUGCCUGGAGGAGUACAAGCUGCAGGAGCUGCAGGACGUGUACGACAGCUUCCAGCUGCAUGUGCCGCCGAUGGCGCCACCGGCGUGACCGGGCCGGCGGAGUCCCGAGGAGAGCGGCUCUGGCUUCGGCUCCGCCCCGCCGCCUGCCCGCCACUAGCAAUAUGACGUCUGCCCGUCAGCUCACUGCCAAUCAGCGGGGCCCGCGCGACGCGCGCCCCUCCCCCUCAAUACCACUGCCAUUAGCCGUCAACAGUCCACCAGAGUCUGCGAUGAUCUCCCGGUCUGCCAUGUCCCGAUCACGCCGUGUGAUAAUGGUUUAGAGUCACCGCCGGCCUGCUGGCCGCGGCUAGUAUCCAUGGCGGGCACGUUCCCAUUAUGUACAUGCGUGUAUAUAUGUAGAUGUAUAUGGGUGGAGAUUGUCACGUCAUUUGUAAGUAAGCAGAUAGUAUUUAUUUGACAUAUUCUCAUCGCCAUUGAGCAGGAUGUUGCCCGUGCCGCGAUCUCGAGGGUACCACAAAAUAACGCAUGUUUACGAUGAAAGACAUGGAUAGCGUGCAGCGUUUUUCACGCCAGAAUGUUUAUUCUGACCGUUUCUGUUGUGUGUUCGGUUUGUGAGAGCGGGAGAGCGCCUGUGCCGUCGCUGCUGGGAGCGCCUUACCACAAUGCCUGCCGAACGGCGGCCGGCGGGAGCCUUCAUUCAGUACACUCGGCGGGGUUGCACCGCUCUACCUCAGUCUGACGACGCUCCGCAGGCACCCUCGCCGCCGCCCCCUCUAGAAUAAAUAUAUACUUUGACUAUG